AUGUCCGAAUACUUGAAAUUUAAUUCUGUUCCCUCUGGAGAACACGAAGGAAAAAAACAUAUAAUCAUUGUGGGCGCUGGUAUUAUUGGAGUAUGUACAGCUUAUUAUAUUGUCAAGCAUAAGAAAUUUGAUCCAAGUAAAUACCACAUAACUAUAGUUGAGAGUAAGAGAGUUGCAGGUGGAGCUAGUGGUAAAGCAGGGGGAUUAUUGGCAUUGUGGGCAUUUCCGCAACAGAUCGUACCAUUGUCUUUUCACUUACAUCAGGAAUUAAGUGAUUUGUAUAAUGGGAGUGAAGAAUGGGGAUAUAGAAGAUUAACCACAGUAUCAUUGGAAGGGGAUAUAACAAAAUUACCGGAAGACAACAAUGCCGCAGAUAACCAAGAUGGCGAGCUGACUGUUUCAGCGGCGAUUAAUAGUAAAACAAAAAAGAAUUCGUUAAACUCUUCGAGUUCGAGGUCGAAAUCCAAGUUACCCAAGGACUUAAAUUGGAUAAAUGAUCAAAUUAUUGAUAGCUGCUCAAUGUUGGGCGAUACUGAUACCACGGCACAAGUCCACCCAUACAAGUUCACUUCAUUUAUAUUGAAGAAAGCGGCAGAGGAGAGUAAAGGAAGCCUUGAGUUAAUUCUUGGCAAAGUGAGCGAAAUUACAUAUUCAAUGGAAACUGGCGUGGCAACUGGGAUUAAAUAUAAGCCAACAAGUCUUAAAUCAAAUGAGGAUAAGAUAGUAUCAUUAACAGGGGAUCAAAUUGUGCUAUCUGUGGGUCCAUGGACGUCGAAGAUAUUACCUGACUGUCCAAUCUCGGGAUUGAGAGCUCAUUCGAUCACAAUAUCACCCUAUGAGGACCAACCUGUUUCACCAUUUGCCAUAUUCACAGAACUUAAAACCGGUCCUAGAUCAUACAUAUCACCCGAAAUUUAUGCUAGACAAGACGAAGUAUACGUUUGCGGGGAAGGUGAUUCUGCUGUCGAUGUCCCCGAGACAACUGACGAUGUUGAGGUCGUCAAAUCUAAAUGUGAUGAAUUAUUCAAACAAGUUAGUAAAAUUUCCCCAAAUUUAAGCAAGGGUCAUAUUUUGAAAAAACAGGCUUGCUAUUUACCAGUUUUAGAUGUUCCAUCAUCAAGUGGCCCAUUAAUCGGAGAAACCAACGUCGAAAGAUUAUACUUGGCAUCGGGACAUUCAUGCUGGGGUAUCAAUAAUGCUCCAGGCACAGGAAAAAUCAUGAGCGAGAUUUUAUUGGACGGCAAGGCACAAUCAGCUAAUAUAUCUGGUUUAAAUCCUUCUCUUUAUUUCGAUGCCAGUGUCUUCGUUAGCGACGAUGAGAAUAAUGACGAUAAUGAAAGCGAUGAAUUGGAUGAAGAGGAUGAGACAUCUAAUGAUUAG
Molecule: messenger RNA, 1380 nt
Organism: Debaryomyces fabryi
Lineage: Eukaryota; Fungi; Ascomycota; Pichiomycetes; Serinales; Debaryomycetaceae
Exons: 1
Coding region: 1-1380 (459 amino acids)
Biological process (GO): retrograde transport, endosome to Golgi
Cellular component (GO): cytoplasm; late endosome
Molecular function (GO): oxidoreductase activity
Source: RefSeq, a predicted model, not a curated record